UGGGUGGUGGCUGCAGUAUGCACAGUCAUCGUUCUCAUCUCUCUUUGCGCUGAGCGCCUACUCCACCGACUCGGAAAGUGCUUGAAACGUAAACGACAGGAUGCGCUAUUUGAGGCCGUAGAAAAGCUAAAAGAAGAGUUGAUGCUUCUGGGGUUCAUUUCCCUGCUAUUAACAGUUUUUCAAGGUCUGAUCAGCCACAUAUGUAUCUCAAGAAAUCUUGCAACUAACAUGCUUCCAUGCAAGGAGGAUCCUCAUCAUCCUUUUUCUCUUGGGAUCAAGCCGAAGGGGAGGAGGCUUUUAGGCGAGGCUACUAGUUCUGUACAGUGUCCAAAGAUACGCCAAUGGAAGCACUGGGAGGAUUCAAUUAGGCUUGAGACUGGGAAGCAAAGAAAGGUUCCCACAACGUCGUUGAACACUGGACAUGCUCACCAUACUCUUGACUUUGUCAAGCAGCGCGCCAUAGGAUUUUGGAGAAAGUCAGCUGUUGUCAGCUGGAUGAUGUCAUUCUUCAAGCAGUUCUAUGGCUCCGUAACCAAGUCAGAUUACACUGCAAUGCGGCUAGGAUUUAUCAUGACCCACUGCCGUUCGAACCAGGAUUUUGAUUUUCAUAAGUACUUGAUGCGGACACUUGAAAUUGAUUUUAAGAAAGUUGUUGGUAUAAGCUGGUAUCUGUGGCUGUUUGUUGUGAUCUUUCUACUGCUGAAUGUUGAAGGAUGGCACACGUAUUUUUGGUUAUCCUUCUUACCUUUGAUUCUUUUACUUCUUGUGGGUGCUAAGUUAGAACACAUCAUUACUCGAUUAGCUGAAGAUGUUGAAGAGAGGAGAACAGAUGAUCCCACAGCACCACCAGUGAAGCCAUCUGACAAACAUUUCUGGUUUGGCCGCCCUGGCAUUGUUCUUUACUUAAUACACUUCAUCUUAUUUCAAAAUUCAUUUGAGAUUGGAUUCUUCUUCUGGAUAUGGUGUUCCUACGGAUUUCAUUCAUGCAUCAUGGAAAAAGUUGGCUACAUCAUCCCUAGGCUUAUCAUAGGGGUGGUUGUUCAAGUGCUCUGCAGCUACAGCACCCUACCUCUGUAUGCUAUUGUCACCCAGAUGGGUAGCAUGUUCAAGCAAGGCAUAUUUGACGAGCAUACGGAAGCAACACUACAUAGGUGGAGUGAGCAAGGAAAGAGAAAAAAGAAACAUCAUAUGUUUUCUCAUCAAAAGACAAAGGGCGAGCAGUCCAAUGCAAUUCAAAUGCAGGAUAUGGCCAAUUACAGAGUCGGAGAAACUUCAACUGCUGAGGGCCCAGAGUUUGUCGUCGACAUAAUUACAACAUCAGAACAUUCAAAUUCAAAGCAAACUCAAAAUUUAUCUUGAGUAUCUCAGCGAUCCAUCACUAAUAGCCACCUGCUUUCCUUUCAUCAAUUGCUCAGUCAAUGUACAAAAGCACAAUGUCCCAUGGGCAUGAUUGAACUUUAAAAUGAAGCAAAAAAAAUUAUUGCGGCAAUUGAAGGUAUCAAAAUCGUUUACCAAGAUUUCAAACUACAGAUAACAAAACUAUUAAACCAGCUAAAAGAAAGGCAAGGACUCUUGCUUCAGGCG
Molecule: messenger RNA, 1584 nt
Organism: Telopea speciosissima
Lineage: Eukaryota; Viridiplantae; Streptophyta; Magnoliopsida; Proteales; Proteaceae
Product: MLO-like protein 13
Exons: 13
Coding region: 142-1359 (405 amino acids)
Biological process (GO): defense response
Cellular component (GO): membrane
Source: RefSeq, a predicted model, not a curated record